Messenger RNA from Capsicum annuum, 877 nucleotides. RefSeq names its product 60S ribosomal protein L28-1. Gene Ontology annotation, molecular function: structural constituent of ribosome. The record is from RefSeq and is a predicted model, not a curated record. The transcript is spliced from 3 exons. Gene Ontology annotation, cellular component: ribosome; cytosolic large ribosomal subunit. Lineage: Eukaryota; Viridiplantae; Streptophyta; Magnoliopsida; Solanales; Solanaceae. Gene Ontology annotation, biological process: translation. Bases 230 to 661 code for a protein of 143 amino acids.
UGAUUAAAAUACGUGUGAAAGAAAAAUGGAGAAAAGAUGGGCAAAUUAAUAGGCUAGACCCAGCCCAGCCCAGCCCAUCACAAUCCAUUGCCUAGGGUUUUAGGUAUCAAUAUAUUACUAUAUAUAAAGAAAAUGUAUCACACAAAAGCGCUCUUAAGCUCUCAGCAUCCUCCUCUUUCCGCCGUCAAAAGGAAACCCUAGGAAUCCAUUUUUGAUUGUCUUUGUAGAAAUGACAACCGUUCCAGGGCAACUAGUAUGGGAGAUCGUGAAGAAGAACAACUCCUUUUUGGUUAAGGAGUUCGGUAAUGGUACCGCCGGCGUCGUCUUCAGCAAAGAACCUAACAAUCUCUACAACCUUCACUCUUACAAGCACUCUGGCUUAGCAAACAAGAAAACUGUGACUAUCCAGCCUGAGGGCAAAGAUAAAGCUAUUUUGCUUGCUACAUCGAAGACCAAGAAGCAAAACAAACCUUCAAGCUUGCUGAACAAAUCUGUGAUGAAGAAGGAAUUCCGCAGAAUGGCUAAGGCUGUAACAAACCAGGUUGCAGACAACUACUACAGGCCAGACCUGAAGAAGGCAGCCCUCGCAAGGUUGAGUGCUGUGAACAGGAGUCUCAAGGUAGCCAAGUCAGGUGUCAAGAAGAGGAACAGGCAGGCUUAAAAGUUCAUGCUAGGAAAUGCUAUGGUUGUAUGACUUGUAAUGCAUGGGUUUUUUCCAGUAUCAAAGUUUUGUGUUGACUUUAUCUUUGUUUCUUUCUCAUGAGUAGCUAUUGUGGCAAGGGCAAUAUCUCUAGUUUUGAGCUAAAAUUGACUCCCUUUAUCAGAGUUUUGAAAGAUUCAUCUAUAUCAAUUUAUGGCAUCUUAGAUUGGUACUUUA